GCUACGACAUCCAUUAACCCCACCUUGUCCGCACCCGAGCGAUCAUUAUUAUUCGUCAGCACCACUUCUAUCGAACCCAAGCCGGCGAUCCGAAGAGGAGCUAGGAUUCACAUGCGCUCUGAAAGGCUAUAUGGUUGUAUGGGUAACAUUCUAACUGGCUAUUUGGAUGCUGUUGGUACUCGUUGUAUUGUUCUUGGCGGGCAGGCUUACUCCAACGACGUCAGUGAUUCCCCUCACUGAGGAACCCCAACGUAGCCACGGCCUCGGUAAGAGCCACCUGACGAGCAUAUGGUGGGGAUAGAAAGGCGGGGAGACGACCGCGCCUUCUCUGGAUGACUAGCGUGACUCUGCACCUCCUCCAUCUCUGACCAGAUCUCUUCGUAAACACGCUUUCAGUAGCCCAGUAAACCCCGAUCGAUCAAUAGCACGUCCUAACACUGCGAGUCAAUCAUGGGUCGACUCGACGGCAAAGUUGCUCUCGUCACUGGCGGUGGAUCUGGAUUCGGGGCGGGUAUAUCUCAGGCAUUUGCUGCAGAAGGCGCCAAGGUACUUGUCUGUGAUGUCAAUGAAGACGGUGGGAAUGCGACGGUUCAGUCCAACGCCUCAGCCAUGGCCUUCCACAAGAUGGACGUGACCAAAGCGGCAGAUUGGAAGUCUGCUAUCGAUGCAGCAAUCCAGAAGUUUGGUAAAUGCGAUGUGCUGGUCAACAAUGCCGGAACAAGCUACAGAAACAAGCCCACGAUCGACGUCACGGAAGAGGAGUUCCAAAGGGUCUUCGAUGUUAAUGUGAAGGGCAUCUUCCUCGGUUGCAACGCAUGGGUCUCGCAGGCAAUCGAGAAGAAGGAAGGAGGUGUCAUUAUCAAUAUAGCAAGCGUUGGAGCCUCUCGACCGCGGCCAGGACUGGUGUGGUACAAUGCAUCCAAAGGUGCUGUUGCAAAUGCCACGAAAGGUCUUGCAGCAGAGUACGGACCGCACCAGAUCAGGGUAGUGUCAAUCUGCCCACUGGUCACUAGCACGGGACUCUUUUCGCACUUUACCGGCGUUCCAGAUACGCCCGAGAACCGAAAAAACUUCAUCUCCAAUGUUCCCAUGGGUCGCAUCGGCGAGAUCGACGACGUUACAUCAACGGCCGUUUUCCUGGCAAGCUCUGAUGCCAAGUUUAUCACUGGAGUCAACCUUGAAGUGGAUGGAGGGCGCUGUAUCUAGUUAAAACAGCUGCAGCAUUAUGCUUGCAAUGUGCUUUUGUUCGAUACCUGUCUAGCGAAGCCAUGCAUUGCCACUGUUCCAAUGUAUAGACUCGUUAAUCGAUAUCUACACUGUAGCCAAGGAAGUGAAAUAGGCUACCUUGACUGCGGAUGUGACGUUCAUUGUCCCAAAUGUGAUUCGGAC
This is a messenger RNA of Paraphaeosphaeria sporulosa, 1389 nucleotides long. Its product is annotated as oxidoreductase ucpA. NCBI's taxonomy places the organism in Eukaryota, Fungi, Ascomycota, Dothideomycetes, Pleosporales, Didymosphaeriaceae. The coding region runs from base 451 to 1206 and encodes 251 amino acids. The transcript has 3 exons. The record is from RefSeq and is a predicted model, not a curated record.